AUGGGCAGUUGUCACACAGUGGGGCCCAACGAGGCGCUGGUGGUUUCAGGGGGCCGUUGUGGUUCUGACUAUAAACAAUACGUGUUUGGCGGCUGGGCCUGGGCCUGGUGGAGUAUCUCUGACACUCAGAGACUAACUCUGGAAGUUAUGACCAUCCUGUGUCGCUGUGAGAAUAUUGAGACGUUGGAGGGGGUCCCGCUAUUCGUAACAGGGGUUGCACAGGUAAAGAUCAUGAUGGAGAAGGAGCUCCUGGCAGUGGCCUGCGAGCAGUUUCUGGGCAAGAAUGUGCAGGACAUCAAGAACAUCAUCCUGCAGACCCUGGAGGGACACCUGCACUCCAUCCUCGGGACUCUGACUGUGGAGCAGAUUUAUCAGGACCGAGACCAGUUUGCCAAGCUAGUGCGGGAGGUGGCGGUCCCUGACAUCGGCCGUGUGGGCAUCGAGAUCCUCAGCUUCACCAUCAAGGACGUGUAUGACAAAGUGAACUAUCUGAGCUCCUUGGGCAAGACGCAGACUGCCGUGGUACGGAGAGAUGCAGACACUGGGGUGGCCGAGGCCAAGGGGGAUGCAGGCAUCCGGGAAGCAGAGUCCAAGAAGGAGAUGCUGGAUGUGAAGUUCAUGGCAGACACCAAGAUUGCCGACUCCAAGCGAGCCUUUGAGCUGCAAAAGUCAGCUUUUAAUGAGGAGGUCAACAUCAAGACCGCCGAGGCUCAGCUGGCCUAUGAGCUGCAGGGGGCCUGGGAGCAGCAGAAGGUCCGGCAGGAAGAGACUGAGAUCGAGGUUGUACAGCGCAAGAAGCAGGUCGCCGUGGAGGCGCAGGAGAUCCUUCGCACGGACAAGAAGCUCAUUGCCACAGUGCGCGCCCCUGCCGAGGCUGAGGCACACCGCCUACAGCAGAUCACGGAGAGUGAAAAGGUGAAACAGGUCCUCUUAGCACAGGCAGAGGCUGAGAAGAUCCGCAGACACGGGGAGGUGGAGGCAGCGGUCAUCCAGGCGAUGGGCAUGGCAGACGCUGAGCGAAUGAAGCUCAAGGCCGAGGCCUACCAGAAGUACAGGGAUGCAGCCAAGAUGGUGCUGGGGCUGGAGGCUCUGCCCCAGAUUGCUGCCACAAUCGCCGCCCCCCCACCCCCGACCAAAGUCGAUGAGACUGUGCUCCUCAGCAAGGACAACAGCAAAGUGACAUCAGAAGUCAACCGACUGCUGGCUGAGCUGCCUGCCUCUGUGAAGGCCCUCACAGGCAUGGACCUGGCCAAGAUACCCCCAAUGGAGAAGGUCACCGGUGUGCAGGCAUGA
Messenger RNA from Neomonachus schauinslandi (Hawaiian monk seal), 1293 nucleotides. RefSeq names its product flotillin-2-like. Gene Ontology annotation, biological process: protein localization to plasma membrane; regulation of myoblast differentiation. The record is from RefSeq and is a predicted model, not a curated record. NCBI's taxonomy places the organism in Eukaryota, Metazoa, Chordata, Mammalia, Carnivora, Phocidae. Gene Ontology annotation, cellular component: plasma membrane.